Molecule: messenger RNA, 3063 nt
Organism: Acanthopagrus latus (yellowfin seabream)
Lineage: Eukaryota; Metazoa; Chordata; Actinopteri; Spariformes; Sparidae
Gene: grk5
Product: G protein-coupled receptor kinase 5
Exons: 19
Coding region: 565-2232 (555 amino acids)
Biological process (GO): signal transduction; regulation of signal transduction; protein phosphorylation
Cellular component (GO): cytoplasm
Molecular function (GO): G protein-coupled receptor kinase activity; ATP binding
Source: RefSeq, a predicted model, not a curated record
UCGGGACAGACGUCCUUAAUUUGGGAGUUUAAUGGAGGAAACAGAAUUUGGCAGUGUGUGUGUGGUUUUGUUUCAGAAAUGAGAGAUUUAGAUCAAUAAUGAUUCCCUGGUUGUCAACAGCUGACAUCAUGAUAACACACUGAAAGGAAGACAAGGAAGACACAAGCCUGGAAAACAGCUGAGCGAUGAAGAAGAUCGUGUGAUCGGAUCCUGAGCUCCUGCACAGCUAGUCCUGGACCUUGAGAUGAAGACAGUCUUUUGUUUUUUCAGACGAGAGGAGGGCAGCUGAGGGGACGGCGCUCCAACUGCUCGGCCUCUGAUUGGCUGGAAUCUGUCUGCAUUUGAGUCUGUCUGUCUUGAUGACACAACGUGAACACGUGAACGCAUCACUCCAGCACAGCUCGUCUGAAGUGAGCGGUGAUGCAACAGUAAGAGUUCGUCCCUCCUGUGUGACGAGGGAGUGUCGCGCUGUCAUACUGAAACACCUGCAUCUCCGUUCAUCAGUGCGUCACUGCAGAGACUCCAGGUGGAGGCAGUAAAGGCAGAAGCUGGAAAUGGAAGGAGAUGCUUCGCUUCCCUCACAUCAGUCAGUGUAUGGACCUGGCCAUGAACAUAGAGCGAGAUUACUACAGUCUGUGUGUGAAGCAGCCGAUCGGGAAGAAACUGUUUGAGCUCUUCUGUCGGAGUCGUCCUGAGCUGCAGAACUGCAUCUCCCUCCUGGAUGCUUUGGAAGCCUUUGACGCUAAAUCAGACGAGGAGAGGAAGGAAUUUGGCGUCAGCAUCGUUCAGAGAUUCCUCAGGAGUCAGUCCAUUCAGUGUGUGUCCGUCGUGCAGAAACACGAGCAGAGCUGCAUCCAGAGUCUGGAGCUCAGUCCCUUCAGGGACGUCUUCCACGACUGCAGAGAAGACCUACAUGAGUUCCUCAGCGGAGAAACCUUCAUCCAGUACCAGGAGAGCAUGUUCUUUGACCGUUUCCUUCAGUGGAAGACGUUAGAGAGGCAGCCCAUCACCAAGCACGCGUUUCGACAGUACAGGCUGCUGGGAAAAGGAGGGUUUGGAGAGGUGUGGGCCUGUCAGGUGCGAGCUACAGGAAUGAUGUACGCCUGUAAGAAGCUGGAGAAGACUCAUGUGAAGAAGAGGAAGGGGGAGGGCAUGGCUCUCAACGAGAAACAGAUUCUGGAGGGGCUGGACAGUCGAUUUGUGGUGAAUCUGGCGUACGCCUACGAGACCAAACACGCCCUCUGCAUGGUCUUGACCAUGAUGAGCGGCGGGGACUUGAAGUAUCAUAUUCAUAACAUCGGCUCGCCCGGCCUGGACAAAGAACGAGUGCAGUUCUACGCCGCAGAAGUCUGCUGCGGCUUAAUUCAUCUCCAUCAGAAGUCGAUACUAUAUAGGGAUCUGAAACCAGAAAACAUUCUGUUGGAUGACAACGGACACAUCCGCAUCUCUGACCUGGGCCUGGCUGUGAGGCUGACUGAUGGGAAACUGGUGCGAGGCAGAGUGGGAACGCUGGGUUAUAUGGCUCCUGAGGUGAUCAGCCACAAACAUUACGGGCUGAGUGCCGACUGGUGGGGCCUCGGCUGUCUGAUUUAUGAGAUGACCGCCGGUCAGCCUCCGCUCAGGGCGCGAGGAGAACAUCCCAAACCCUCAGAGAUGGAGAGGAGGAUUCUGACAGAACAGGAGGAAUAUGGUGAAAAGUUCAGCAAGCAGGUGAAGGAACUGUGCUCUUCGCUGUUGAUCAAGGAUCCAGCUCAGAGGUUGGGCUGCCGGGGCUCAGGCGGGACGGAGGUACAGUCACAUCCUUUCUUUGAAAAAGUCAACUUCAGGAUGCUGGAGGCCGGACUUGUCGAGCCGCCAUUUAAACCUGAUCCCAGACAGGUGUACUGCAGCGACGUGCAGGACAUCGAAGAGUUUUCUUCAGUGAAGGGAGUCACGCUGGACCAGACGGACAACAACUUCUACUCCCAGUUCAUCACAGGCAGCGUUCCCAUCACCUGGCAGAAUGAGAUGAUAGAGACGGGAUGUUUCAGGGAGCUGAAUACUUUCGGACCAGAGGGAUCUCGAUCUCCAGACCUCGACUGGUCCCAGGCCCCUGACAGCCCCAAACGCAGCCUGCUGGACCGGAUCUUCCGCAGACGUCAGCACCCUUCAGAUGCGACUGAGGAAGCCAAACAGAGUUUGGUGCCCAGUGAAACCUACAUGAAGUCCGGACUGCUCAGCACGGCGCUCUGAGGACGUCACGGCGCACAAUCACCCAGCACACUUGUAAAUCACAGCAUAGCAUGUUUCAUUGUAUUAGCAUUCUCUUCAUGUAUAUUUGAACUGUUCUGUCAGUCACGCACACACUCCAACACUCACUGUUUCCAUCGAUUUUUUAAACACACUGUGAGUGGCUGUUUUUCUUUUUGUACUUGUAAAAAACUUGAAUUUUGAUACAAACAGCAGGACACAUGAAGCUACUUCAUAACAAACUAAUUCCACUGAUUGUCUUAACUGAAAUACCUUAAAAUAAACUUGAUGUCAUUUUUAACGCAGUGCCUCCAGGAGUUUCAUCCAGAUUAGAUGGCUGAGUAAGAAAAUAUGUCUGUUAACUUGAUGGUGUUUCUUCAAAUUUGGCUCAAACAUCCACUUUUGUACUCAAAGGAUGGACGCCUUACUUCCUGUUUUCUGGCAAGUUACCCCGACACCCUGUUCGCUAAUGGCACAAACAUGAACGAUCCAGCAGCAGUAACUUCUACUUUUGCAGGGAUUUAUUUCAGCUCACCUCUCCACAUGUAAACCAAGUUUUCCCCAACACUAUUUUACAGGAGCAGCGUCACGGCUUCCUGCGUUAAACGCAGCACAAUGCGGUUGAUUGGCUGUGUGGUUUAAAGAUAUGCAAACAAACCAGAGCAUUGUGCAAUGCAAGAGUAGUUACAGGACUACUUAAAAGUCCAAUGAGUAGGAUUUAGUGGCCUCUGGUGGUGAGAUUGUAGAUUACAACUCACUCUAUUCCCCUCGCCUCAGCAUCCUGCAGAGUGGACGCUAAAAACACCAAUGUUUAAUUUGUCCUUUCUGUAGAAA